Molecule: messenger RNA, 1000 nt
Organism: Hypoxylon trugodes
Lineage: Eukaryota; Fungi; Ascomycota; Sordariomycetes; Xylariales; Hypoxylaceae
Exons: 3
Coding region: 158-922 (254 amino acids)
Source: RefSeq, a predicted model, not a curated record
UGGAAUUGCCGAAGCAACCCCACACAAAAUUCAUAUGGCUAUUCUCAUCGAGGAGGGGGAGUCUGCCCUGACUGGGCAUCUUUAGCCAAGAAAUGUAAUUGUCUUGAAUAGGCUUCUCUCUCUAUUCUGUGCUAGAUUUUUUUGGACGAGAUUGAAAAUGUUGAGACUUACUCUCUCCGCCCUGGGGCUUCUCGCCGUCCAGGCGGCAGCGCAAUGCACUCGUGAAUCACUCAUUGCUGCGACAGAUAGCCUUCUCGCGGCACAAACCGAGGGAAAGCCCGAUGGCAUAUCUCCCCUGGCCGAAAGUGUCACCUAUCUGGAGGCGUUCAAGACAGCUGAUAUUAAGACUGGUAUCCUGUCGCAUCCCCUCAAGAUCGACUUCAACCGUAGUCUCCACGACACGGUUCAGUGCGCGACCUACACCGAGAUCGUCGUUACAGACAAGACGCACCCGUAUGUCAUUGGUACGCAGUUACGGUUCGCCGACGGCAAGAUCGCCAAUAUCAGCAGUCUGGUCACGGACCAGGGAGACUGGCUCUUCAACGCCACUGGCACUUACUACUGGGCAUCCCGCGAGAAGUGGGACCCGAUCCCCGAGGACCAGCGUGAUUCCCGAGAAGUGAUUCAAGCUGCAGCCGACGCAUACGCCGACCUAUUCAACGACAAGACUGUGCAGGUCCCUUGGGGCACCCCUUGCGCACGUCUUGAGGGCGGCUCGUACACUGGAACGGGUUCGGCCACCGACAGCUGCAAUGUUGGCGUUCCUAGUGGUGUCAAAUUGAGCAACCGCCGCUAUGUUAUCGACGAAACUCUUGGUGCUGUUGACGUCUUCAUUGACUUCGCGACUGUGCCCGAUAGCCACGAGUUCCGAGUCGAGAAAGGCAAGCUUCGUUAUGUCCACACGAUUACUGUGAUGGGUUAGGUAUACGGAAAGGAAAAGUCCUCCCCUUUUAGUGAGAUUGUUUAGUCUUAGAAAUGGGGUUAGCUGAGAAGGAAUGUC